UUUCCGUUAGAGCACGACAAAUAAGAAAAAUCAAGCUGCAACGUGUGUACAUGUACCAUUCCAAAAACAAAUUCGGUAUUUAAUGCAAAAUUUUCCAUAUUAAGAUAAGCGGUACAGACAAUGGAUGUAUGUAUAGUAUAAAUAGCAGUUAUAGUUGCGUAUGCCCUCUCAAAUCCUGCAGAUGGCGCUGUGACAGAAAGCGUGUUUAUUGUGAAGUUAAUGCUUCUAUGAUUGCUCCCCACAAAUUCUUCAGAGCAAGUAGUCGUGCGUGUGAAAUGACCACAAUAAAAUAAUUAAAGCAUUUUUUAAAGUCACAUUUCCGGUAAAAAUUCCUGAAGUUUAAUAAUAAAAAGGAAAUUUGAAAAAAAAAGAAAAAAUCCAGAGAGAGCACUCUCGUGCAAGUGGUAAAAGAUCCACAGUUUAAUAUAAAAAACCGUGACAUCCUUACAUUUCGAAAAUAAAAAAGAUACAAGAUCCACUCUGUACACGUUAAAAAUCAAUAUCCUCUAUGAGCCAGCAGGGGGCACGCUUGUCAACGACACCAUCACGCCGUCCAAUCGUCCACAGUUACUGGAGCGUCUCCACAUCUGACAGACAGCUCCAGCUACCCGUCCACGAUUUGAACGGCUGCAACGCCAAACCAUUGUCGAUGACUGAGAUCUCUGCAUCCCAUGAUGGACAAAAAAAGUGCCAAUGGCUUUCAGACAACGGCCAGUGAAGGUGGUGUUCAGAGAAAGCAACUACCCUACUCAGUAGAAACACCUUAUGGUUUCCACCUGGACUUGGAUUUUCUCAAAUAUGUGGAUGAUAUUGAAAAAGGCAAUACCAUCAAAAGAGUCCACAUCCAACGUCGGAUCAAGGGUCCUCCCAAAUUCAGUACUCUACCCAGAAAUUUCAGUCUUCCAGGGCAUGUGAUCCGGCCAGCCCCUAAAGACAGUCUGUGGACUGGGAUAUCCACAUUGGGACCAACACCUAAAUCACGGCUAACAGAGGUUCCGCAGAUCUCUGAUUUGAGAGCAAAUGAAGGAGGAACAUCAUGCCAAGGGACAGCUAUCCAGGGAACAAGUGUUUUUUCAGCGAGGCUCCGAGGUGAUGGAAUUCUGGGAGCUCAGGGUAUUGAAGAAAAAAUUACCGGCACAAAAAAUCGUCCCAACUUGCUUAGAGCAUCAAGUAUGCCUAUCACAUUACAACAGCGGAAAGGUUCUGAUUCAAGUAGCCCAGACCGUAUUGUGGGAACACCAGAGAAUGGCUCAACUGAAAACAUGUUUAGAGCAUCACCAGAUAUAACAGAAAGAAGAUGUGUUACCCAAGAACGAGUGGGGAUUCACCAGCAGAUCACAGUGGCUUUGAAGCGGGUCAGAGAGCUUGAAGAACAGGUCAAAACCAUCCCUGAGCUUAAGGCUCAGAUCUGUUCACUAAGGUUGGAAAGGGAGCAGCUACUAUGUCAGCUUCAGGCACAGGAAAAGGCCCAGACUUCCACAUUAUCAUCUAAAAUGGCUCCAUGUGCUGAUGUUAGGAUAGAAACCCAACCACAAGCUAGCAGAGAAGGAUUUAAUUUAUUUCUGACACCUCAACUUAAUGAGCAUUUGACAAGAAAGGCAGUAACUGAGGAAAAGAAACAGGGUAGCCCAGAGGCAAUUAUUAUGCUUCAAAAAGAGGCGGUAAAUCAAGGAUUGAUUAAGAGUUUCUGUCAACAAGAAUCUAACAUUCAAACACAGCUUCUAGAAAAAUGUGACCAACAGAAAGAGACUGUAGGGAGUCCACUUGAACAUGCAGGGCAGGAAGAUGGCAAUGGAACAAUGGGAGAUAAUUUUGGGGAUUCGGGGAGUGUACAUAAUCUGCAUGAAAAGCUAGUAUUACUGGAGGCUAAACUUCUUAAGGCUAGUCAAGAGCUGGAGAGAACUAAUGAUCUGUUGAAAGAACAAAUCGUGGAAAAUCAAGUGAAAGAGGAGAAAAUACUACAGCUAAGUGAGGGAAUAAGAGUAGAGGUGUGUCCAUCAGAAAUACACUGCAGACCGAGAAGAGAAAGUAUAGACACAGGGACAGAGACUGAGAGAGUAGACUAUGCCAACCAGGAGACAGAGACACAAUCACCUGGUACAGUAGAUCAAGGAACUGAUACCGAAAGAAUCUGUAUUGAAGUGUGCAUCCCUGUACCACAAUCUGGAUGUAUUGAUCAAGAAUCGGAGACGACCAAGGUGGACAGUCAGGACAAAGUGACAGAAGUUGGGGCAGAAGGUUUUCUUGUUAGCGCAGAACUACCUGUCGUCAACAGCAUGGAACAGGGUACAGUCACUGAAAGAGCAAAGACUAAGGAUCAGAUGACUGAAACAACUAUAGCUAAAUCAGAGGGAGAGACAGACCAUCCACAGAGGUCAAGGGCUAGCAGUGUUGAUAGGGGGACAGAGACAGAGAGGAUGCACACAGUGGACAGGGUGACUGAGACAGAGGUAGCACAGAUGAACGACCAGCAUACUGAGACAGACGUAGAAAGAGUGCAAGACCACAUUCCAGUCAGAAAUGCUGAAACAGAGAGUCAUGAGAUUGAAAAUACAGGAAACCAGAGGGAUGAGGUUUAUAUUCGGGUCAGUGAAAGUGAAGAACGCAAGAAAAUAAAUGAAGGAAUUCAGAAAGAUCACAGAGACGAAGUUAUUACAGAUAUGUCUGUUUCAGUUCAAAUAAGUGGGAUUAAAAUAGAAACUGUAGCUUCAGAUUUUGUCAACCCGACCGAAGAAAGUAGAAGUUCAAGAGUGGUAAGAGAGGAACAUGCAGAGACUACACCAGAAGUAAGCCUUGUGCAAAAGAACUCAGAAACAAAAGCAAUAUUACUCUUAGAGAGUGUUGAAACACAGCAUGUUUCACAGAGUGCAGGAGAGUCUUUGGGUACUGUCACUGUUGUAGUAGCAUCAGAGAGUGCCACAGUGAAGACAGGAGUUCCAGUAAGACCCCAGAGAGGCCAUAGGCCAUCAUCAGGUCAGUCACAACCAACACCUCAACUUCAAGCUGCUCCUGUGUCUCCUCGUAGGGGAUCCAGUGAAAUUCAAGGUCAGCAGUCAAAAACUGACUCUCAAUCCUCUGCAGAACUCUCCAACCUACAGCUAAAACAUGAAUCCCCAUCUCAGUCUCAGUCUGGGGACAAAACUGCAGGGAUAUCAUGUGAAGAGUCUAAAUUGCAACCUCAAACUGAGAUUCAAAGCCCAUCAUCAAGUGCCAAGGAAGUCCAAACUCGACCAAAAUCUAUCCAAGCCCCGUCUAAAACUACAACUCAACAGGAUUCAAAGGAACGCAAAGCACCCACUAGAGUAUCUAGUGUAUCACAACCUUUGAGACGCAGAUCUGGAGAUCUGGAGAUGGCCACACACCCAAGACGUCAGGCAUCGGUUGAAAUCCAAUCUCCAUCUCGAAGAUUGUCCGAUGAGAGUCAACCCCUUAAGAAAGAACCUGAACAACAGACUUUAUGCAGAGGCGUCAGUGAAACAGCUCAGCAUCAGAGUUCUGCUGAAGCAUUGACCUCACGUCGUAAUAUUGAUGAAGCGCAGCAGGUACGCAGAGGCUCAAGUGAGUCACCAACCUCGCCUGCGGCUUUAGGUCAAGUCGUAACCCGGAUAACAGGGCUUCUGGGGGAGCAGUGGGCUCAGUUGGGGAGCAGCUCUGGAGUGCAACCCUUGGUCAGUCAGCAGCAGAACCCCAGCACACAAAAACAGACGCCAGGGAAAAGCACAGAGGCAGGAAAGGGAGCCUCGGCCAAGCCUGCGGGAAAAGCAGCAACCACAGGGAAACCAGCAGGGAAGCCUGGUCCCUCCAAAAUGAGCUCUAUUCAGAGUCAGUUGGUCAGUUCCCUUAGUGUUCUUUCUGCCUUUUACUCACAAGGCCAGAAAGCUGCUGCUAACAAACAGCAAGAACAAGGUCUCAAAUCUAUUAUGAAGAAAAAUGGGGUUGCUGACAAGAAGGGGAAUAAGGGAACCAAGAAAAACUUGAAGUUUGUCGGGGUGAAUGGAGGGUAUGAGAGCACGUCGAGCGACGAGUCCAGUGGAGAUGAGGAAGCAAAAGUGGACAUUGGAGGAGAGGGGGGCAGCUCACAGGCAGAGGAGGAAAAAGACAAGGAGCCUGCAUCAGCAGAAAAGCCUGAGGAGGGAGCAGAUGCACAAGCGAAAGAUGCUGAAAUCUUGCCCAGCGAAGAGGCUGUAGUAGCUGCAGAGAAAGAGAGCAGUGAAGAUUUGCUGGAUUCAAAGGGGAGCCACGGGCUCCUGGGGGAAGAGGCUGAAGGGGAAAAAGUUGACAAGAGCUUUAUUGAUGCCUGCCUCUAUGUUAAAGACCGCAUGGAGGAGGUUACCUCACCAGAUAAAGAAAUGCGGCAAGUUUUAGUGGUCCUCUACCAGGAAUGGUUCAAAGUUUCCAGUCAGAAAACGUCGCAGGCUGAUACCGUCCGAUUGUACCUCCGCCAAGUGGGUUUGACCACACCGACUCUCCUGCCAUAUGUCGUCAACCUGACUGACGGCAACGGUAACAUGGCUCUCCACUACAGCGUGUCACAUUCAAACUUUCCUGUGGUCAAACUGCUGCUUGAUACUGGACUUUGUGAAACAGACAACGUGAACAAGGCAGGCUACACUCCGGUGAUGCUGGCUGCACUGACAGCCGCCGAGAGUCCCGAUGAUUUGGAGGUCGCACAACAGUUGCUGAGACUUGGUGAUGUUAACGCACGCUCCCGGCAGAUGGGUCAGACAGCGCUGAUGCUCGCCGUGAGCCACGGCCGCCUUGCCAUGGUGAAGCUGCUGCUGAGUUGUGGCGCAGAUGUAAAUGCUCAGGAUUAUGAGGGCUCCACGGCCUUGAUGUGUGCCAGCGAGCACGGCCACACUCACAUUGCCCGCCUGCUGCUGGAGACAGGUCACUGUGACACCAGCCUCACGGAUAAGAAUGGACAGACCGCUAAGGAGGUGGCAGAAGGAUCUUCCCACCCAGAUGUUGCUGACCUCAUCGCGGCCCAUGGCAAGGCUGAGUGUGGCCGCUGAGCCAAAGUCCCGUCUCCUCCAAACCAGCACAUGCUGAGCAAAGAUGCCCCCGCAUCGGCCACCACCCUCUGCAUAUGUGCCGUUGACCUCGAAGCUGCGGAAGCUCACAAACCAACUUCCCAGUCAACAAUGUACACCCAUAUUUUCUUCCACAUGUCAGCCAACACGCCUCCUGUGGGCUUUUCAUAGAUAAUGCUGCAUCAACCAACCAGUGGACACACACCAGAAUAGUCGCCUUGAUUAAAGCGCUCACGUGACAGUGACAAGGAUUUUACAUCUUGGAGAAUAAAAUGAAAAUAUGGACAGAGACAUGUAGAUGGAAAGAUAACUGCUGCCUCUUUCUAAUACUCUUCAAGCAUUAUACUAAGCACAGGAUUUACCUUUUGAAUACAUAUAUAUCCAGUAGGUAAAAUAUUCACCGUGACAUUGAGCAUUUUUUGUCUCUCCAUUGACAUAUUUUUUUUAAAGGUGGAGGUAAGCCAUUAUUCAGAGCAUAUAUGUCACAAUAUUGCAUCAGACUAUAAGUAUAUACAAACACAGAAUCUGUAUUUUCUACUGCGUUCCUAUUUUUAUUUUUAAAUAUUGCUUUGUAAAUACUAAGAUCAAUGUCCAGGCCUUUAACUCAUGUACUAAAAUUGAUUUAAAAAAAAAAAGUAAUAAUAUAAUUGUUUCGCAUCACCCAACGGAUAUUUGAAAUCAUUCAGUGUCUUAUUUUAUAAUAAUAAUAAUUUAUUGUUAUUUGCAUGCGAGCGUGUGUGCGUGCGUGAAUUUGAGAAGAAACACCGAUGCUUCAGUCUGCGAUAAAAUGAUUUGUAUCAUAUAGAAUGAAACAGAAUAAAAUUAUUUUAUAACCAAUAUAUAACGCUAACUUCAAAAAUAUAUAUAUAUAUAUAUUUUUUACAAAGAAGAUUGUAUUGUGCAGAUGUUUCUGCUUAUCAUGCAGUUGGUUUGUUUUGUUGGCUAUCAACAGCUGAACAACAGUAUGUUGUAAUACUGUCGGACACUCCCACUCUUCCUCAGUGCAAAUAUUUCUCAUUAUUUUUCUUCUUCGCCUACUUGUUUGUCGUAUGCAGCAAAUUGCACAACGAAUGUCUGACAGGCUAAUACAUUCCUAAAUAUUGAUACCAAUAAUAAUGAGCAAAUGUAGCAAUUAUAACUCUAUUCAGUAAAUAUGGCAGAAAAAGGCAUAAUACAAAUCUAUGAAUUGCAUUUCAUCUGUCCUCACAAAACUUGAUUACACACACACACACACAUAUAUAUAUAUAUAUAUAUCUAUAUAUGUAUACAAUCAAGUUUUUCAAGAACUAUAUAUACAUACGUAUAUGAAUAGGCGCACAAAUAAGACUUAACUCUGAGAUCAUAAGGACUGUUAAAGAGUAUGAAAUUAUGAAUGAAAUUGAAGAUGAAUUAAUUAUCAUCCAGAAAAUUGUCAUGUGUUGGUCCAACUGUAUUGUAGAGCUGAGACAUUUCUCAGCACUUAUGGUCAUUAAAAAUGCCAGUAUUCCUUAAAAUUGUCCAAGCAGGAGUCUCACCCUAUUUUUAGUAUAUUACAGCAGUGACUUCUGCCAAAACAAAACAAAACAAAACAAAACAAAACAACAAAAGUAUCUUUUCAUACUCCAUCAUCCAAUUUUGACACAAACAUUUAUUUUAUUAAUGAACCUAUCAUUCAGUGCUUUGUAAAAUUUGUGCCAAUAUGACAAUAACAUUGGUAGACUUAAAGUUAUUCAAGUACAUCAAGUAUGUUAAUAAUAUUAAACACAUGCUGUGAAUACCUAAAUGAUUUUCACAAGUGAUCAAUCAGACAAUAAUGUUAAUUUGCACAUCAUGUGAAACUUGGACGUCCCAUUCGCCAGGAUAUUGUCAUAUUUGUGAUUUUAUUUCCAUGCUACUUCAAUGCACAAAUGUGUGAACCUGUCACCUCUCAUCUUUCCAAAUAUUUGUGUUGUGAGAAGAAUUUGUAUCUGAUCCUUUGUGCAUUUGGUCUAUAUGAAAAACACAUGAAUAUAUUUAAUCCAGUGUGACCUCGAUGAUACAAUAAGGUUUUGCUGCCAAAGA
Messenger RNA from Phyllopteryx taeniolatus (common seadragon), 7070 nucleotides. RefSeq names its product KN motif and ankyrin repeat domains 4 (gene kank4). Gene Ontology annotation, biological process: negative regulation of actin filament polymerization. The record is from RefSeq and is a predicted model, not a curated record. Gene Ontology annotation, cellular component: cytoskeleton; cytoplasm. The transcript has 10 exons. Gene Ontology annotation, molecular function: protein binding. NCBI's taxonomy places the organism in Eukaryota, Metazoa, Chordata, Actinopteri, Syngnathiformes, Syngnathidae. The coding region runs from base 672 to 5012 and encodes 1446 amino acids.